Molecule: messenger RNA, 2929 nt
Organism: Anoplopoma fimbria (sablefish)
Lineage: Eukaryota; Metazoa; Chordata; Actinopteri; Perciformes; Anoplopomatidae
Gene: b3galt2
Product: UDP-Gal:betaGlcNAc beta 1,3-galactosyltransferase, polypeptide 2
Exons: 2
Coding region: 910-2226 (438 amino acids)
Cellular component (GO): membrane
Molecular function (GO): N-acetyl-beta-D-glucosaminide beta-(1,3)-galactosyltransferase activity
Source: RefSeq, a predicted model, not a curated record
CUCUCCCCUCUCCUCAGAGCGGAUCGAGCUCUUGAUAAAGGUGUGUGGAUGCUGUGGUGCUCUCUCUUACAUGUUUACAUUUAAAUCGCGUCUCCGGUGAGGUAGAUAAAACAAUGCUGAGAUCCCCCCCCCAAAAAAAAAAAAAAAACAACAACAGUGAAACAGCGAUGGGGAACAAACAAAAUGUUUAUUAAGUAGUGAGGGAGUCUGUGGUGUAUUAACGGAACACAGGGAGCAGGAGAGAGAGAGAGAGAGAGAGAGAGAGAGAGAGGAAAGGAGGAGUCGCAAGCAGGAGGAGAACCAAAAAAAAAAAAAAAAAAAAACCCUGCAGGUUUGUUGAGCCUGUGGGGAUGAGGACGAGGAGGGACGUAACACAUCCAAGGGUGUCAGCGUGAUUAGAGGAGUGGGAGCUGGAAGAGGAGAGGCACCAACGCAGGUGAUGGCGGGUAAAUGGACCGGGGUUUGCACACUCCGACGGCCGACCGCAGCCCCGUCAGCAGCCGCAGCAUCAGCAGCAGCAGCAGCAGCAUGAGGAGGUGGAGAUUAGAGGGAACAAACACAGAGGAGAUGAACCUUAUCAUAUCCUGAAGGAGACAAGACAUAGAGCAUGACCUUGUGGUUGUCUACAGUGCCAAGGAAGAGCCAGGGAGAAGCCUCCAUGGCCAGAGAAUCAUCGCCUUCGUAGCUCCAUCAGGACCCCUGUUAACCCUGUUGCAAGCUGCACUGGGGGGCUCAAACGUUCCCCUGACUCCACCAGGGGGCUCACUCCAACCCAUCUGCCAGCUCAGAUAACCCUCUGACUGUUGGCAACCACAUGUUUGAGGUGACUGUGUGUGACUGCCGCCGCCGCCGCCGCCGCCCAUUCUCGAGCAGCAGCAGCAGCAGCUUCCUGCGACCCCGAUCUGCACCAUGCAGUGGAGACGGCGGCAUUGCUGUCCCAUCAAGAUGACCUGGACCGUCAAGCGUUCGCUCUUCCGGACCCAUGUGGCCGGCCUCCUCUCUCUGGCUCUGCUCUUCACCCUCUUCUUAUUUUUCAGCCACCAGGACUGGCUGCCAGGACGCAGUGGACCCCGGGAAAACCCGCUGGCCUACACCGUCAGGGGCUUCCGCAGCCCCAAGGGAGAAGCCAACCAGAGCAGCUCCCUGAGGAGCCUGUGGAGGGAGACGGGGUAUGUAGCGCCAAAGCCACUGCUCAACCUCAGCUCUCAGCAGGCGGAUGGGGCAGCGGGGGAGACAGCAGGAGGAGGAGGAGCCAGGAUGGCCGUAAUGGGGCUUGGGGACUCUAUGAGCACAAACAACAGUUUACAGAAGGAGAUGGGUGUAGGAGGUAGGCUCAGCGCUCAGCCCUACCGCUACAUCCUGAACGAGCCUUUCAAGUGCAGGGAAAGCAUGCCCUUCCUCAUCAUCCUCAUUGCUGCAGAACCUGGCCAGGCCGAAGCCCGCAACGCCAUCCGCCAGACGUGGGGGAAUGAGAGCAUAGCAAUGGGCCUGGGGUUCGUCCGCCUUUUCCUGCUCGGCACAGGAAAGAGCUCAAACACCUACCUCCAGAGCAGCAUAGAGGAAGAGAGCCGCAUCCACCACGAUAUCAUCCAACAGGACUAUCAGGACACUUACUACAACCUGACCAUUAAAACCCUGAUGGGCAUGAACUGGGUGGCCACCUAUUGUCCACACGCCUCCUAUGUGAUGAAGACAGACAGCGACAUGUUUGUCAAUACAGAGUAUCUCAUCCAAAAGCUGCUGAAGCCCGAGCUGCCUCCCAAGCAGAGGUACUUCACCGGCUACCUGAUGAGGGGCUAUGCCCCAAACCGGAACAAGGACAGCAAGUGGUACAUGCCGCCGGAGCUGUACCCAAGCGAGCGCUACCCGAUAUUCUGCUCCGGCACGGGGUACGUGUUCUCAGGGGACAUGGCCGAGCUGAUCUACCAGGCCUCUCUCAGUAUACGCAGGCUGCACCUGGAGGACGUUUACGUGGGGAUCUGCCUGGCGAAGCUGCGCAUCGACCCGGCGCCCCCUCCCAACGAGUUCCUCUUCAACCAUUGGCGGGUGUCUUACUCCAGUUGUAAGUACAGCCACCUGAUCACCUCCCAUCAGUUCCACCCCAAUGAACUCAUCAAGUAUUGGAACCACUUGCAGAGCAACAAGCACAACGCCUGCAUCAACGUGGCCAAGGAAAAAAACGGCAGGUACAGACACCGAAAGUUUCAUGGAGAGAGGCCUCCUUGAUGCAACCUGUGACUACCACCCGCUUCAAAAAAAGGGAGAUGGGUGCACUGUAACUACAGCCAAAGGAGGGCAUAUUGAACUCAGCACUAUACACUAUAUGGGGAAAAGCACAUUGUUUUUGGUAUUGUGUACAGUCGAUGAUCUAAACUAUUUUUUUAAUUUGAGAAAAAAAAAGUUAAGUAUUGUAAACCUGUUGAGCUGUUUCUAAAAGGAAGAUUGGAGCACAUGGCUGCAAUGUAGAGCUUGCACAAAAAAGUGCUGCUGCUCAAGAGUAGUGUUUAUGAUAAUUCAGGUGCCAACAGAAUUCAUGCUACAGUUAAUGUGGGGGCUCUCCUCGAAAGGGUAGUACAGUGAGUCACAGAAAAAAAAUUAAGACACAAUCGUGUUUACACAGACAAAGGGAAAUGCACAUGUAUUUUGUCGACAGUUACACUACCUAAAUAUGAAUGAAAGUAUCUUUGACGUUGACCAGUUAUGCUGCCCUGUUUCUCAGUGUUUACUUUACAGAUUUAUCAAAGAAUAUAACACGAAAGAAAAGGUUUAUCUGUCAUAUACUGUAUUUUGUUUUUAAAAAAUCUACAUGAAAGCACUCAUUUCACGUCAGAGAUGACUGAGAUUGUAUUUUUUAAAGCUUUACAUUGAGUAUGACUGCACUUGAGCAAAUGUGCAAUGAACUAAUUAACAAUUAAAUGUACUGAACUCA